AUGAAUGUCAAGCUGGGAAGCUGGGCGAUUCUAAUCGCCAAUGUACUCAUUCCUGUAGCUAUCAUAGCCUUUUCUUCUGGGUUCUUCCCCUACAAACCUUUACUUCCUGGGUUGGCUACUUUUGACGAGGCAGGUCUCAACUCUGUGGCACCAAAGAUAUUCGAUAGAGUUAUAUUCAUGGUGAUUGAUGCAUUGCGCAGUGACUUCGUUUAUUCAAACACGUCCAAGUUUCAUUUCACUCAAAGUCUUAUUCGCUCUGGUGCUGCGCUUCCUUUCACUGCCCAUGCUAGUUCUCCCACAGUUACGAUGCCUCGGCUCAAGGCAAUAACAACUGGUUCAGUCCCAUCCUUUUUGGAUGUAAUAUUGAAUAUCGCCGAGUCUGACACAUCUUCUACGCUUGCGUAUCAAGACACAUGGCUGGCACAAUUGAAGGCUCAAGGGCGGCAGCUUGUUAUGUAUGGUGAUGAUACCUGGCUCAAGUUAUUUCCUGGAUUCUUCGGUAGGUCUGAUGGAACCACGAGCUUUUUUGUGUCGGACUUUAUCGAAGUGGACAACAACGUUACUCGCCAUGUUCCUUGGGAAUUGUCACAGAGCGACUGGUCAGCCUUAAUCAUGCAUUUUCUAGGGAUGGACCACAUCGGUCAUAAAGCUGGCCCGAAAAGCUUUCAUAUGAGGACGAAACAAUAUGAGAUGGACUCGAUUGUUGCCAAGAUAUACGCUGCCAUGGAGAAGGAAGAACACUUGCAAUCGACCCUAUUCGUUUUGUGUGGAGACCAUGGCAUGAAUGAUGCUGGCAAUCAUGGCGGUUCGUCCCCAGGAGAGACGUCGCCGGCCUUGCUUUUUAUUUCACCUAAAUUCAAGGAUAAGCACACUCCUGGCAAAAGUCCAGUUGAGGCAUUCGACGAGUUUCAAUACUACCGAACCGUCGAGCAAACGGAUAUUACCCCAACAUUGGCUGGGCUUCUUGGGCUGCCUAUCCCUCGAAACAGCCUAGGAGUUUUCAUUCCCGAGUUUCUGACUCUAUGGGACGAUGGCUCAUCCAGGAUCGAUAUUCUGCUUCGAAACGCAAACCAAUUGAUGGCAACAAUCAGAGAGGCUUACCCUGAUCAUAGCUUUGAAUACAACACGACCACUCUAAAUUGCAACAAGCAAUUGUCAACGGGCAUCGCUCAUGUCCAGUGCGCUUGGUUUCGGGCCAUACAAUUCCUUCACCCAACUACUAAAAGCAGACCAAGCUGGCUUGAGAUUGAAUCGGCUCUGUUACCUUUCUUGAGAUCUGCCCAGGAACUUAUGAGCAGCGCUGCUAGCAAUUAUGAUUUAUCAAGACUCUAUGUGGGGUUGUGUCUCACGGUUCUAGCUGUUUUGUUCUCAAUUGGGCCGACUUACAGGAUUCUUUCCAAGUCUCAACAUUCAGGGGCAUUCCUUAUAUUGAGUAUCCUAAGUUAUGGUAUCAUGAUGUUUGCCAGUAGCUAUGUGGAGGAAGAGCACCAGUUCUGGUACUGGGCCGUCACAGCAUGGACUGUCUACCUGCAUAUUAAAUCAUCUCGACAACAGCUUGAUUCCUCAAAAUCCCAGAAUCUGGCGGCCUUUCUGAACAAGUGCAGAAGUAUCGGCUUGGCGAUAUCUUAUCGGGUACUGAGGCGUUGGAAUCAAACCGGCCAAAAAUUUGCUGCUGAACCGGACAUCGCCCAAGGGUUUUUCCCUCGCCGUCAAAAUAUUUUCUGGGCUUUGGUCAUGAUUACUUAUAUCGACACGUGCAUACACCUUUGUGGCAAUCUGCGUCAGAUCAGUAUAUGGCGUCUGACUGCUAUAUUGACGACCUUGGCCGCAUUCUUCUUCAAGCUGGUAUUUGUGGCCUCAGACUCACCGGAGCUUCUUGCCGAAUGUUUUCUAGCACCGGUACAGAGAAACCUUCAGAGUGCUAGCUUGCUUGUGCACGCCAGAAUAGUCCAGUUCGGCAUUGCUCUUCUCAUUUUAAUAUCGGUUUAUGUGAAAAAUGACAGGCACAGAGACUUCCGUGGGGCACACUCGGCUUUCCCCAGUACUGUACUUCAUGAAAGUCUAACUCUCCUCUUAAUCACUCAAUCCAGAGCCGCCAACAUUCCAACCUUUUUGAUUUUUCGCCUCCAGGCUAUGAUUCUAGCUUCGAUGAACCUGACUGCAGUUGAAUUGACGAUCACAUCCGUCCUCUCGCAGUAUAUGACGUUCUUUGCAUUGGGAGGUUCGAAUGCAAUUUCUUCUAUCGAUCUUUCCAACUCAUACAACGGGGUCGACACAUACAAUGCGGUCCUGGUAGGUAUCCUCACGUUCAUAAGCAAUUGGGCUGGCCCAAUGUGGUGGGUUUCUGGUACUUCGCUUCUCCGAUCAUCCCAGGCCCGUAUGAGGACGAAAGACCACGUAACUCUUCUAACAUUUCAUAUUGCAACAUCUCUGAUGUUCGUCAUGGCUGCAUGUACAGCUUUGAGGACGCAUUUGUUUAUCUGGACCGUGUUCUCCCCGAAGUUCCUUUACACUUUGGCUUGGACUAUUCUGAACCACCUGGUCAUCAACUUAUUUGGCGCAAUAUACUGGCCGCUACUCUCUAGGUAG
Messenger RNA from Aspergillus clavatus NRRL 1, 2589 nucleotides. It is a transcript of the gene las21, whose product is annotated as mannose-ethanolamine phosphotransferase LAS21. Lineage: Eukaryota; Fungi; Ascomycota; Eurotiomycetes; Eurotiales; Aspergillaceae. Gene Ontology annotation, cellular component: endoplasmic reticulum membrane. The record is from RefSeq and is a predicted model, not a curated record. The coding region runs from base 1 to 2589 and encodes 862 amino acids. The transcript has 7 exons. Gene Ontology annotation, biological process: GPI anchor biosynthetic process.